Messenger RNA from Sinocyclocheilus anshuiensis, 1810 nucleotides. RefSeq names its product T-box transcription factor TBX5-A-like. Gene Ontology annotation, biological process: cardiac left ventricle formation; regulation of transcription by RNA polymerase II; cell fate specification. Lineage: Eukaryota; Metazoa; Chordata; Actinopteri; Cypriniformes; Cyprinidae. Gene Ontology annotation, cellular component: chromatin; nucleus. Bases 1 to 1569 code for a protein of 522 amino acids. Gene Ontology annotation, molecular function: RNA polymerase II cis-regulatory region sequence-specific DNA binding; DNA-binding transcription factor activity, RNA polymerase II-specific. The record is from RefSeq and is a predicted model, not a curated record. The transcript has 8 exons.
AUGGCAGACAGCGAAGACACCUUUCGGCUCCAAAACUCUCCCAGUGACACCGAUUCAAAAGAUUUACAAAACGAUGGUAAAUCAGACAAGCAGAAUGGAGCCGUUAGCAAAUCCCCGUCUUCACAGACAACCUACAUUCAACAGGGAAUGGAAGGGAUAAAGGUUUACUUGCACGAGCGAGAGUUGUGGACGAAGUUUCAUGAAGUGGGAACUGAAAUGAUCAUCACCAAAGCCGGGAGGCGGAUGUUCCCAAGCUUCAAAGUGAAGGUCACCGGGUUGAACCCAAAAACCAAAUACAUUCUGCUGAUGGAUGUCGUGCCAGCGGACGAUCACCGCUAUAAAUUCGCCGAUAACAAAUGGUCUAUGACGGGGAAAGCAGAGCCUGCGAUGCCGGGAAGGCUGUACGUCCAUCCGGAUUCUCCAGCCACUGGCGCGCAUUGGAUGCGGCAACUGGUGUCUUUCCAGAAGCUGAAAUUAACCAACAACCACCUUGAUCCGUUCGGACAUAUUAUCCUGAAUUCCAUGCAUAAAUAUCAGCCCAGGAUUCACAUCGUAAAAGCAGAUGAAAAUAACGGAUUUGGAUCCAAAAACACGGCUUUCUGCACUCACGUGUUCCCGGAAACGGCGUUCAUUGGAGUCACGUCUUACCAAAACCAUAAGAUCACCCAACUGAAGAUCGAGAACAAUCCCUUCGCAAAGGGCUUUCGUGGAAGUGACGAUAUGGAGCUGCAUCGCAUGUCAAGAAUGCAGAGCACCAAGGAGUAUCCAGUGGUCCCUCGCAGUACCGUACGUCAGCGGGUCGGCACCAGCCAGAGUCCGUUCUCCGGUGACGUCCAAGGUCUGUCUACUCCCAGCGGCAUGAGCUCUCAGUACUCCUGUGAGAACGGGGUCACGAGCACGUCGCAGGAUCUGCUGCCUCAGUCGAGCUCUUAUCCUCUGCCCCACGAACACAGCCAAGACUAUCACUGCAUCAAGAGGAAAGUUGAUGACGACCGUCACGCGGGAGAGCACUCGUACAAGAAGCCCUACGUGGAAACCUCAUCCAGCGAGGACGAUCACUACUAUCGGCCCGUGAGCUACUCUCAGUCUCUGGGUCUCAGCGGCGCCCCCUACAGGGCCGAGUCUGGUCAGCGGCAGGCGUGCAUGUACGCCAGUGCGUCGCAGUCCACCGAGCCUGUGCCCAGCCUGGAAGACAUCAGCUGCAACACCUGGACGGGCGUCUCACCUUACGCCGGCUGCUCGGUGACCACCAUGCAGCAGAUGGAGCGACUGCCCUACCAGCACUUCUCAGCUCACUUCACCUCAGGACCCCUCAUGUCCAGAUUAAGCGGCGUCGCGGGCCACGCCUCACCGCAGCUGGGAGACACUCAUGCCAUGUACCAGGGUUCCAUGUCCCAUCAGUCACUGGGCCGCCAAUGUAGUCCAAGUGCGGGAAUCCAGUCUCCGACUGCCGGCCUGCAGGGCAACGAGUACUUGUACACUCACAGUAUACCUCGCACCCUGUCUCCGCACCAAUACCACGCCGUGCACAGCGUAAGCAUCAUGCCCGACUGGAAUGAGGGCAGCUAACUGGAUUCUCUUGAGCAGCGUAUGAGGCCCCAACAUGGAGGAGAGGCGCUUUCCUGCGUAUUUAUAACUUGUGAGAGUUUGCUGCGUAGGCGACUUAACAGCAAACAGUUCAGUUCAGAUGGCUGACGCAGCAAUGAAUGUCUCAGUGUUUGAGCAGGACAGUAACACGAGACAUAUAUUUGCAUGACGCUGACUGUAUAUCAGGGACAAAGAACUUUUCCCCUUUCAUGCAAGGACAAAU